Messenger RNA from Micropterus salmoides (largemouth bass), 860 nucleotides. Its product is annotated as C-factor-like. Bases 1 to 774 code for a protein of 257 amino acids. NCBI's taxonomy places the organism in Eukaryota, Metazoa, Chordata, Actinopteri, Centrarchiformes, Centrarchidae. The record is from RefSeq and is a predicted model, not a curated record. The transcript has 6 exons.
AUGGCGGCGCAACCAGUCAGUGUGCUGAUCACAGGAGCAAACCGAGGCCUGGGCCUGGAGAUGGUUAAGCAAAUGCUUGAGGCCCCCCAUCCAGUAAGAAAGCUGUUUGCUUGUUGCAGGAACCCCGAUGGACCCAGGGCUGAGGCCUUGAGGACACUGGCAAAGAAGCAUCCUAACAUCAUCUCUAUCAUCCAACUAGACGCCACCGACCUUUGUAGCAUAAAGCAGAGCGCCCAGCAGGUGGACUCUCUGGUGGGGACAGGAGGUCUCAACCUGCUGAUUAACAACGCAGGGUUCCUGGCCAAAGGCACCCUGCAGGAAACCAGUCCAGAGGACAUGAAGAUAACUUUUGACACCAAUGUCAUUGGCCCUAUGAACAUCAUUAAAGAGUUCCUGCCUCACCUUCGUGCAGCAGCGAAGGCCAGUAAGAUGUCUGGGAUGUCGAGCAGUAAAGCAGCAGUCAUAGGAAUCUCCGCACUUCUAGGUUCAAUGGAAUCUGUAAAAGAGUCAUAUUCCUUCCUCCCUGCCAUCUCCUACCGCAUCAGCAAGGCAGGUCUGAACAUGCUGACACUGUGUGCUGCAGAGGAGCUGAAGAUGGAUGAGAUCCUGGUUUCUGCGCUGCACCCUGGCUGGGUUCGCACUGACAUGGGAGGAGAGGGGGGGGACAUUGAUGCUCAGGAGAGUGUGCAGGGGAUGCUUAGUGUGAUCUCUUCCCUGACUGAGAAGCAGAAUGGAGCUUUCCUGGAUUAUAAAGGCAAGACCAUCCCCUGGUAGCUUUAAACAACCACUUUGUGUUUAAUCGGCAGCAGUCAUUCACCAAAUACACCCAAGUGAAAUAAACCAAUACCUGUUAUAAUUAC